Molecule: messenger RNA, 2062 nt
Organism: Saccostrea cuccullata (small rock oyster)
Lineage: Eukaryota; Metazoa; Mollusca; Bivalvia; Ostreida; Ostreidae
Product: hairy/enhancer-of-split related with YRPW motif protein 1-like
Biological process (GO): regulation of neurogenesis; anterior/posterior pattern specification; regulation of transcription by RNA polymerase II
Cellular component (GO): nucleus
Molecular function (GO): RNA polymerase II cis-regulatory region sequence-specific DNA binding; protein dimerization activity; DNA-binding transcription factor activity, RNA polymerase II-specific
Source: RefSeq, a predicted model, not a curated record
AUUAAUACUCCUUGACUUUAAAUUGGUAAAAACACGUGCACAGUAGCCGUUUACUUCGAUGUCAGGCGCCUGCCAUGUGUAUAUUCAGCACAAUAUGCAUGACACGGGCCGCGCAUCUGGCGCGCGCGUGAAGACCGUCGGCCAAUCGCAUCGCGUGUGACAAUCGGUAUCAAACAAUCUACGCAUGUCGGACAAGCGACCAACUGUCAAUCAACCGCGGGUAACAAUUAACGGGAGGUGUGCGCUUCGUCCUGAGACACUUUUUAAUACAUUAGAGUGCGUGAGAAACGUAGGUCAAUUUUACUCUGAACGUGGCUCAGGAAGGGAGCAACAUCCGCAAUUUAUUUCUUUUAACAAAUUCACCUUUUCGUUUGGAAAGAAAAAAAUGAAACGAAGUUUGAGUGACAGCGAAGCCGAAGAUUGCUAUGAUGAUGCCCUGAAAGCAAGUUCUCCUUCACAAAGUUGUCAGAUUGGGGAUAGAAAAAAGAGACGUGGGGUAAUUGAAAAACGUCGGCGAGAUCGCAUCAACAACAGUUUAUCCGAACUUAGGAGGCUUGUUCCUACUGCAUUUGAAAAGCAGGGAUCAGCUAAACUGGAGAAAGCUGAAAUACUUCAGAUGACAGUAGACCACCUAAAACUUCUCCAUCAAAAAGGGCUGAACACUUAUAACUAUCCUGACCCACAAGCUCUGGCAAUUGACUAUCGGGGAGUUGGUUUCCGUGAGUGUGCUACCGAAGUUGCAAGAUACUUAGUUGCGGUAGAAGGACUUGAUUUGCAAGACCCUCUGCGAAUGAGGUUGCUCAGCCACCUUCAAUGUUUUUCUGCUCAGAGGGAGGCUGCAGCAAAAGCCUCAUUUCAACAUUCCUCGUGGAGUCCCCUACCUACCCACACUGGGAUAAACAGCCAGUACCCGACAAGUGCUAUGACGCCAAUGGGCUCAAUGAUUACGUCACAAUUACCAAAUCAAGCUGACUUACCUAUGGGACCCCAUUCUUCUGCACAGGCUCUUUCCUCAUUAUCAUACAGUGAAACAAGAGUGAGUCAACCAGACAUUUCCUCUACCACACUGCAUGGGAAUAUGCGGAUUCAGUCCUCCUCCAACAUGCCACCCCAUUCUCAGAUGUCCAACAUGAACUCUGCUGGACAGGACCCCUUAAUAUCCUCCAUUCCACAGCUUCCCAGCCAAUUCGCAGUGUCUCUGAACUCAAUGCCCAUGAUGUCUCAAAAUGGAAAUAAUUUCAAUAGCUCUUCAAAACCAUAUCGCCCAUGGGGUGCAGAACUUGCUUACUGAUAUAUCAAUAAAAUGGAUCAAAAUUCAUUCCUAAUAGUUAUAGUUUGGAACAUAAAGAAAUUCAAUUGAAACAACCUUGUAUGUUUUGAAACCCAAAACUUCAAAGGACAAGUGCUUUCUCUUUAUUUAUACAUUUACUUGGUGAAAAAAAAUGAUGCUUUCCUUAACGGAUAUAUGUGCCAUGUGUUCAGGGGGUAUUGCAAUAUAGAAGGUUUUUUGUAUAUAUUGUAUAUUUUUACAUUUUUUCUUCACAUUUUGAAGUUUUCUGCAUUUAGUGCUCUUUUUGUGAUUAUAAUUUUUUUAUACACUUUGCACAAUUUUAAUGAGUUUAUAUACAAUUUUACUGUGCUUUUAGAACCUUUACUUUGUUAUUACUUUCAUAGUUGUUUUUUUUUUUAAUUUGUAUCAAAAUAUUUUUUUAUUUUAAUUAUUGAUACAAAUUAGUCAAUUAGUGAUUACAUUAAGUUUAGAUAAUGAAGUUAAUUUUUCAAUUGUUAUCGCUUCAGUUAACUAUGCAAGAAGUUUAUUUUCAAACAUCGAAACUGGAAUAAAAAUUACAACGAUAUGUAACUUCUUCCAAUCUGGCAUUUUAUCAACGAGUACUUAUAUUUGAUACUGGAGUUAUACAGAGGUCUUCAAUGUACAUGUAUUUAUUUUUCUCAAGUAUAUGUAUGAUAUGAUUAUAAAUAAAAAAAAAAUGCUUUUGCAUUGCUUCAAAUGUACUUAUACAUGUAAUUAAAAUAUGAGAAAAUAAAAUUCUUUAAAGAUUUG